UAUGGACUCGACUUCGAAACCUUAGCGCAUUUGGAGACAAUAUUCGCAAGCCCAUGCCUCUCUUUGGAAUCGUAAACCAUCGCAAAGCUUGAGUUGGUGAUUGUGGCUCGAGGAGAAGUGAAGGUUAAGAUUUUGGGGCGAACGUUAUGACGGAAAGUUUGGUUGAAAGGAUGUCUGCAGGACAUAACCGAGGAGAACGCACUUUGAACGGUUGUCAUAACAACCCACCCGAGCUUAGUAUUGACAUUCCAGGCAUGCGGGACCUUACAGUGGCAGCUAAAGAAUACCCGAGCCAGACAGAUAUUCUCUUUUUGACCGUUGAAGAAUGUGAGUUCCUAAGUUGCUAUGCUCACUUGCAAAACCCAUUUCGUUAUUAUGUGCAGGAUCUUGGCCACGUAUGCUUUGGCAUUGUGGGUAAUGAAGAAGGUGCACACGUGAAAGUUGCCUUGAUAAUGUACCAUGGAAGUUCCUCUGUUCCGGGAAACUCUUUAAUUACCGUGAAAAAUGCUGCCUCUAAGCUAAGGCCUAAGGCAGUUAUAUCUGUGGGAUAUUGCAGUGGCCUGAACCGCGAGAAAACCAAAUUAGGAGAUGUGAUAGUGUCUAAGACGCUCACUACGUACCCGUCCAAGGUUGUUUUGGAUACUCACGAGUACUCCACUGGAAUCAGAACUGUUGUAAGCCGAAACUUUCUGAACCUCAUCAAACACAUUGCUGAUGGGUGGGACGCUCCACUAAAAUCUCAUGAAACUCUAGAAGUAGAAGUACACACAGAUGGAGAGUUUUUAAGUGGUCCAGAAAAGAUCAGUGCAGAUUGGCGGCGAGCAGAACUCCUCCAAAGAAACCCCCAAGCAACUGCAAUUGAAACGGAGGGAGAAGGGCUGUUUACUGCUGCAUUUGAUCUUGGCAUCGAAUGGCUCCUAGUUAAAGGCAUCGCAGACUUUGCUGAUGGAACAGACUCCAGAAGUUCUCUCCAUUGGAAACGCUUUGCCAGCGUCAUGGCAGCAUCUGUUGCUUUUAAUCUUAUAAAAGAUCCGUAUGUUUUUAACGACUGGCCCUCUGACAAAGAAAUUAUUGAAAACAUUCGCAAAUCCUACAAAGUCCGUGAGGGUCGGCUGGCACCGUUUCCCUGGUGUGAGCAGUUUCACUUCUCCUUUGACGACAUCUACACCAGACUUAAAGUGGUCUAUAGAAAGAACACGAGAGGAAAAGCUACUGAGAGGGUUGUUACGAUGUCUGAAAUUUUCAACCCUCACGAAGAAUGCGGAGAACCAAGAACAGUGCUUAUUGAGGGAAAACCUGGUAUGGGAAAGACUACUUACUGUAAAAAAGUUGUUUUCGACUGGGCUACAGGAAAACACGCAACCGAAAAUUGCUUUACAAACUUCCUAAUGGUGCUUCUGAUAAAAUGUCGUGAUGUUCAGUCUGACCUUUCGGAAGCCAUUGAUGAUCAACUUCUACCUCGAGAUGUCGGUGAUGGGCAAAGAAAGAGAUUCUUCGACUUCAUCCGCCAAAAUCAAUCUAAAGUUCUCCUGGUUCUCGAUGGAUUGGAUGAAGUUUCUGAGGAGAAACUACCUUUGUUUUCAGAAAUUAUUCAAGGCAGAGUACUGCCAACAUGUCGUGUGGUUGCUACAGCACGCCACGAAGCCGGAGUAAAAGUUCGAAAAUUCUGCGACACGCUGCUGGAGGUCGAGGGAUUCACUGCAAAAGAUGCACAGUCAUUCAUCACCCGUUUCUUUAGAGAGAGCCCCCAAUUGGCCCCGAAGCUUACCGAGCGAUUGCUCAGAGAUGAGAAUUUAAAAGACAUAGCGGCGAACCCUCUCAACACCGCGCUUUUUUGCCUGGUUUGUGAAGAAUUUAACGGUGCUUUUCCUGAGAGCAGAAUGGCACUAUACAUGUUAAUAGUGGAGUGUGUUCUAAGGAGAUACAGGGCAAAGAAGGAGCUGCCAGAAAUCGGCGAAGAAAUAGUUCAACUCUAUGAAAGCCAAUUAAAACACCUUGGCUGGAUAGCUUUGAGGGGUUUACACAAAGACAAUUUGGACUUUGACGAGAAGGAGCUUGGAAACCACAAAUCAAGUGAUUUACCCGGAUUUGGAUUUCUUUCCGUUCAGCCCGCAGGCAGUAAACUAAGACCAUCUAAACGUUAUGCCUUUCUUCACAAGAGUUUCCAAGAAUGGUUUGCUGCAUACCACCUCAGCUGUCAACUUCAGAAUGAAGAAAUCAGCACCGACAACAUAGCUGCAGACAGAAGAUAUCGUCAUCAGCUGAAAGAAGUGCUUCUGUUUACAUGUGGAAUGCUAGCACAACGAUGCGAGAAAACAGCAAUGACCCUUAUGAAAAGCAUUGCGACACAGUUGAACCAGGAGACCGAGAGAGAACUCGCUGGUGGUUUGAGGAUUGUGGUUGAGUGCAUCAAUGAAUGCAAAAAUGAUGGAGGCGGCAAUCUUGAAAUAAACUUGGCUGCCUCUUUUGGGUCUGCUUUGCAAGUUAAAUCUGUUUCUCUACGGAGCGGGGAAAUGAAUGACGAUGGCGCAGUCAUUUUAGCCAAUGUUCUCAAAGAAAACAGGACCGUGACAAAUUUGAAUCUGUCUCGUAAUAACAUUGGUGAUGAUGGUGCUACUGGCCUGGCUGAAGCCCUGAAAAGCAAUGUAUCUCUGAAAGAGUUGAACUUGUCUCGCAACAAAAUCGGUGGCGUCGGUGCUGCAAGUUUGGGAGAGGCUUUGAAUGGUGAAACAUCUCUAGAGGUAUUGGAUUUGCGUGAAAACAAAAUUGGUGAAGCCGGUUUUGAAGCUCUGGCUGAGGGUCUUAAAAGUAACUCAUGCCUGACAAAGUUGUCUUUGUUUAACAAUAGCGCUGGUGAUACCGGUGUUACUGCUCUAGCUAAGGGUCUUAAGUCUAAUUCAUCUCUGAAAGAGUUGUAUCUGUUUAGUAAUAAUCUUGGUGAUGAUGGUGCUGCUGCACUUGCUGAUGCUCUGAGUUAUAGUUCAUGUUUGACUCUGUUGUACCUUUGUCGCAAUAGAAUUGGUGAUCCUGGCGCUGCUGCCCUGGCCUUGUGUUUGAAAGAUAAUGCAUCUCUGAAAGAGUUGAAUUUGUCUCAGAAUAACAUUGGUGAUGCUGGUGUUACUACCCUGGCAGAGUGUUUGCAACAAAAUACAUCUUUGGAAAAGUUGUACUUAAAUGACAAUAAGAUUAGUAAUGUUGGUGUUGCGGCUGACUGUUUCAAAGAAAUUACUAAAGUUGUCCUUGUCUGGUAACACAUUUUUGACUCGGGUACCUCUGGUGUGACUGCUGCGCUCAGUAAAAUCUAAAUAUCACUGUAUAGAUUAAAAGUGGAGCUGGAGACCUUUUAGAGUUAAGCUCAACAUAUGGUGCCUGUGUUGUAGUUCAACAGACUUUGAUAAGUACUAUUGUCAUUUUAGUAGCAACGAUUUUAACUCUGAGUAGCUGAAAGUAAACCAACUUUAGUUACCAAUACAUUAAAUGAGCAGAAUUUUAACCCUAGUUAAAUAAUAUUUAUUUAUUUGUUUAUUUAUUUACUCGUCGUUAUAUACGAGUAUACUUUAGUAUACCAGUGAAGUAAGAUCACUAAAGAACAAGAUAGAAAUGUACCAACCAUUGUUUGCUAUCAAAAGAAUUUGCGUCUGUCGUUUUACACUGCUAAGUGAAUUCUUGACUAGAGCGGCAAGAAAUUUGGUCUCAAGAUUUGAAUGUAUUGAUCUUAACCAAAUGAUGAGUAUUAUCCUUAAUGCACACUUCUAGGAGUAAACUGUGCACCAAAAGGGAACCUUUAUUUCGUACG
Stylophora pistillata is the source of this 3796-nucleotide messenger RNA. RefSeq lists its product as uncharacterized. Lineage: Eukaryota; Metazoa; Cnidaria; Anthozoa; Scleractinia; Pocilloporidae. The record is from RefSeq and is a predicted model, not a curated record. Gene Ontology annotation, molecular function: catalytic activity; protein binding. Gene Ontology annotation, biological process: nucleoside metabolic process.